AUGUCAUUCGCACAGAAGGACGCAGCUAUCGUGGAGCAGAAACGCGAAGUCGGCGACCUCAGGACUCAGAACACAGAGCUCUCAUGCGGUCUUCACGAAGAGAUUAACAAUCGCAAACUAGCAGUCGUGUGUGCCGAAAAUCUCACAAGACAGAAUGACAUUCAAGUUAAGAAGGUCAUGACGCUCAGCAGUAGGGUUACCGAGCUCGAGAAUGAGUUGGCUCAAGAGAAAGACAAGCACAUCGCAGAUAAAGGCGCGAACGAGAAGUUGCGUAGUAUCACGGAAAAAUGGAAUUCUACUCGUGCUUGGGAAUGGCUGGACAAAAGCGAGUUGCGAAUUACGGAACCUGACGCUGAGUACAAGGCGCACGCUGCUGUCGCAAGAUCGUCACUCACCGCGUUGAUCAAAGACCUGAGGGCGCAGGAGCGACAGGUCCUCAGUCUAAGCAGCGCGCUCGAUAAAGAGCGGUUGGAGCAUGAGAAGCAUAUUGAAGACCUAGAAACAACUCAAGCGAAAGAGCUCGCGACCGUCAAUGAGAAUCACGAUCGCCAGCUUGCGCAGAUCGAAGUGCGUCACAGUGAAGAGCUCACGCGCGUCAAGCUGUGGUGUGUGAUGAACCAACCAAGACCAAAUGAGUUAUCGCGAGUCCUCGAACGGCAGCGGAGGUCAGCAUUGGAAGCUGAGGUGGAGAAGACAAAAGAAAAGGCGGAGAUGCGACAUAGUUGGCAAGAUGCUAGAAUCCAGGAACUGGAGCGUGAGAACGACCAAGUCAAGCAUCAACUGGCAAACUUGCAAAGGGAUUCACAAUGGAAGAACUGGAUGAAGACAAUAAUGUCAUAA
Molecule: messenger RNA, 840 nt
Organism: Alternaria arbusti
Lineage: Eukaryota; Fungi; Ascomycota; Dothideomycetes; Pleosporales; Pleosporaceae
Exons: 3
Coding region: 1-840 (279 amino acids)
Source: RefSeq, a predicted model, not a curated record